AUGAAAAAAUCAAAGGUAGAUAGCGUUUUCUUAGCUGGAAUUCUUAAGUCAAGAGAUCUGAAAUCAUUCGGCAAUGAUAAAUGUUUUCAAUCUUUAAUAAAAGAAUUGAAAAGUCUUGAAAUUGAUGGUAUUGAAAUAAAUUCAAACGACGGCGACGGGCCGAAAAUAAAAGUACAUUUCAUCUUAGGUCUUGUGUUAGGAGAUAAUUUGGGCUUAAACACAGUUUUGGAUUUUAAUAAAUCAUUUUCAAGCAACUCCUUUUGUAGGUUCUGUAAAGUAAAAAAGUUGGAAACGAAGUCGUUGACAAUCGAACGAGAUGAUAUGUUAAGAAAUCGUUCAAACUACGAAAAAGAUGUACUUCUUAACAACCCUUCUGAAACGGGCAUACAAAACUAUUCUCAAUUAAAUGAAAUUCCAUCGUUUCAUGUCGUUGAAAAUUUUUGCGUUGACCUCAUGCAUGAUAUUUUCGAAGGGGUUUGCCAUUACGACAUUUGCCACGUAAUCGAAUAUUUUAUAAACAAAGCUUCAUAUUUUAGCCUAGAAACCCUUAAUACACGAAAACAAACAUUUCAAUAUGGUGCAAUAGAGAUUGACAAUAUGUCAGGUGAAAUAAAAAUUGCUCAGAUAAAAACUAAACAUCUAAAAAUGACAGCCCGAGAAAUGAUGACCUUUAUUUCAUUUUUUCACCUAAUGAUUGAAGAUUUAGUGCCACAUGAUGAUGAAGUGUGGAAAUUUCUCCUUAGUUUUAUUGAAAUAAUUGAUUUAUUGCUUGCAUUUGAAAUUUGCGAUGAAAUUAUCCCAAUGUUAAGAAAAAAAAUUGAAAUUCACAACCGAGAUUAUGUUCGCCUUUUUAAUGACACCUUAAAACCAAAGCAUCAUAUUUUAACGCACUAUCCUACUGUUAUAAAACAAUCAGGGCCUGUUCGUAGCUUUUGGUGUUUUAAGUUCGAAGCUAAACACAAGGAAUUUAAGCUUUAUUCUCAUGCUAUCAUGUCUCGUAAGAACAUUUGUUUGACUCUAGCCAAAAAAUAUCAACUUAAAACAGCAUUCAAGUUGCUAAACAAUAUUGAUAAUAUUUCUACAUGUUACUAUGAAGUUUAUGACAAACAUAAAAUCGUAAGUGAUUUUAAGAACUUGAUAUCUGAAAUGCUUAGAGUCCCAAAAACACAGGUUGAAUUUUAUUCUAAAGCAGAAAUCGAAGGCUACAAAUACCAACAAAAAUUUUACAUCGCUCGUUUCAUAACUGACAUUGAGUUAUAUAUAAUAGUUGAUAUUGGUCUUUUGAGAAAAAAUAAGGUUUUUUUGUUUUGCCAAAAACUAAAUAGGAUUCAGUAUAAUCCCAGUAUAUUAUCUUUUGAAGUUGACGAAAAACAGUUGGGUUCUUUUUCUAUAAUUUUCCCUAAAGAUAUUGUUGGCCCACCAAUGAAUUUAAUAAAAACUGCUACAGGCAAAAGUAUUUUAAGAGUUAAGGAGUAUUAUUUUUCAAAAUAA
Messenger RNA from Eupeodes corollae, 1491 nucleotides. RefSeq lists its product as uncharacterized. Lineage: Eukaryota; Metazoa; Arthropoda; Insecta; Diptera; Syrphidae. The record is from RefSeq and is a predicted model, not a curated record. The transcript has a single exon. The coding region runs from base 1 to 1491 and encodes 496 amino acids.